UACACUUAUGUCAUUGCAGCGACGUAAAAUUAGUUUUACCCCCACAAAUUGGAGUUCACACUUUAAGCCUGUUUUUAUUUUCUAUAGCCUAGCCAAGUAGCAGCCAUAAAAAUAGCAUAACUUUUGUUAAACCGCUUCAACAUGAGCCACAAUCCCAAUGCGAGCAGCAAUUUGGGCAACAAGGUCAUCACUGUGGUUGCCACCGCAGGCUACGGUCCGGAUACCAUGACCGAGAUCAGCUACACGGACAGCAAGGUGGUCGGCAAUGGCAGCUUCGGUGUGGUCUACCAGGCCAAGCUGGUGCCCUCCAAUGAUUUGGUGGCCAUCAAAAAGGUGUUGCAGGAUCGUCGCUUCAAAAACCGCGAGCUCCAAAUCAUGCGCAAGCUCAACCAUUGCAAUAUUGUGGCCCUCAAGUACUUCUUCUACUCCAGCGGCGACAAGCGCGACGAUGUGUUCCUCAAUCUGGUCAUGGAGUAUCUGCCCGAGACGCUCUACAAGGUGGAGCGUCAAUACGCGCGCGCCAAGCAGACGCUGCCCGUCAACUUCAUACGCCUCUACAUGUACCAACUCUUCCGAAGCAUGGCCUACAUGCAUAGCUUUGGCUACUGCCAUCGGGACAUCAAGCCGCAGAACAUGCUAAUCGAUGCCGAGUCGGGCAUCUUCAAGCUGUGCGACUUCGGCAGCGCCAAGCAGCUGAUCAGCAGCGAGCCCAAUGUGUCCUACAUCUGCUCCAGAUACUAUCGCUCGCCGGAGCUCAUCUUUGGCUCCACCAACUACUCGACAAAGAUUGACUUGUGGAGCGCGGGCUGCGUGGUGGCGGAGCUGCUGCUGGGACAGCUCAUCUUUCCCGGCGACUCGGGCGUGGAUCAGAUUGUUGAGAUAGUCAAAGUCAUGGGCACACCCACGGCGGAGCAGCUGCACGACAUGAACCCGAACUACAAGCAGCUGAAGCUGCCGCAGCUUAAGCCGCAUCCCUGGCCCAAGGUAUUCCGCAUACGCACGCCACCAGAGGCCAUUGAUCUGGUUUCCAAGCUGCUUGUCUACUCACCCAACGAGCGGCUGACGCCCACGCAGGCCUGUGCGCAUCCGUUCUUCGAUGAACUCCGCCAGGAUCCAGGACAGCAGCUGCCCAAUGGACGACCGCUGCCGCCGCUCUUUGAUUUCACCGACUACGAGCACACGAUAGAACCCAAGACCUUUCCACUCCUCCAGCCCAGACGGGAGCCAGAGCGCAUUGAGAAAACCAACGCCCAAGCCAGCCAUCGACGCAGCGCUGGUGCGGAUUGCACUCCCAAGCUGUCGCCUGGCCUGCGACCGACCAACAAAUCGCUGCCAGCUGCGCGCAAGGAGGACACGGUGGUGCGUGUGGAGCGCGCCUUGGCGGCGCAAACUGCGCAGCGCCAUGAGCUGGGCAAUGGCGACCAUACGGAGGGGGAGUGCUACCAGGAUGCGUCGCCGGACAGCGAACUGUGCGAGGACGAGUCCACGGAGGACGCUGUCGACGAGCAGCCCAUUGAGGGGCAGUACAAUAGCGCAGACACGCCCACGACCAGCGAUGAGCUGGAGGAGCAGCUCACAGACUCGGAAGACAUCGAUGGCGAUGAGCCUGAUGCCGAAAAUGAAAAGAUUAUGUUAUGAUUAUUUAGUAAUUUCAACAGCCGCCCGUAAUUAAUGAAAGUAAUUAAAAUUAGACGUACCCACAACA
Molecule: messenger RNA, 1705 nt
Organism: Drosophila busckii
Lineage: Eukaryota; Metazoa; Arthropoda; Insecta; Diptera; Drosophilidae
Product: glycogen synthase kinase-3
Exons: 1
Coding region: 142-1638 (498 amino acids)
Biological process (GO): protein phosphorylation
Cellular component (GO): cytoplasm
Molecular function (GO): ATP binding; protein kinase activity
Source: RefSeq, a predicted model, not a curated record